Messenger RNA from Trichogramma pretiosum, 1069 nucleotides. It is a transcript of the gene Sgt1, whose product is annotated as protein SGT1 homolog. The transcript has 5 exons. Lineage: Eukaryota; Metazoa; Arthropoda; Insecta; Hymenoptera; Trichogrammatidae. Gene Ontology annotation, biological process: protein stabilization. The record is from RefSeq and is a predicted model, not a curated record. Gene Ontology annotation, molecular function: protein-folding chaperone binding. The coding region runs from base 337 to 990 and encodes 217 amino acids.
AGAUCCAGAAUCGCGCCAGCAUGCGUGUAAUGAGUAACUGACCAAGGCAUUAUUGGCAUAAAAAAUAAGUGAUUUGUAAAACACAGUUGCAGUAUUGCCUAGCUUCAUUUAUGUAUUUAUUAAUUUCCCAUAAGAGUUACGAGUCGGAUAUUGCAGUUGAUAGAAAUUAACUAAAUCUUCGAUUCAUAGGUUCAGUUUUAUCUCAAAUAAGUGUAUCACAAAUUAAAUAUUUUCCAUCAUCAAAUGAAUGAAGAAAUAUUUUGAGAUCAUCUUUUAAUGAAUAUUAAGUUUUAAUAAAGUGAUUCUAUAUAUAAAAUAUACUAUUUAUUCGUCGCAAUGUCCAAUGAGCUAUCUUCAACUGUUCCGCCAGUAAAAAAGGUAUCCAAUGAAAUUCGAUAUGACUGGUACCAAACUGAGACACAUGUCAUUGUGACUAUAUUAGCAAAAAAUGCACAAAAUGUUAACAUUGAAUAUAAUGAAUCUAUGAUAAACACUUCAGCCAAAUUACCUAAUGGAGCUGAUUAUAAUUUGAAACUUGAUUUAGCUCACAAGAUUGUUCCGGAGCAAUCUCUCCACAAAGUGUUCCCUUCAAAAAUAGAAAUAAAAUUAAAAAAACAAGAUGGGUAUAGGUGGUCUGCCUUACAACAAAGUUCUGAACAGCCACAAUUGAAGCAAAUUUCUCCAAAUAUUUCAAAUAUGAAUCAACCUCCCAAGUACCCAAGCUCUAGUAAAAAACCUAAAGAUUGGGAUCAAGUAGAAAAAGAAAUUGCCAAACAAGAGGCUGAUGAGAAAACUGAUUCUGGAGAUGCCGUCAAGGAAGUCUUGGAAAAAAUUUAUGGACAAGGAUCAGAUGAAGUACGUCGAGCAAUGAACAAAUCAUUUCAAGAAUCUGGUGGCACAGUACUGAGUACAAAUUGGAAACAAGUUUGUGAACAGCCAGUUGAAAAACGGCCUCCAGAUGGAUUGGAGUGGAAAUCGUGGCAAACAUAAUUUCCCUCAAAAACUAUAUUAUUAAAAUAUUUGGCAAGAAAACAUCAGUUGUAGAAAAUAAAAACAAAGUUCAUGUUCA